This is a messenger RNA of Pochonia chlamydosporia 170, 2409 nucleotides long. Its product is annotated as glycosyltransferase family 90 protein. The transcript has a single exon. The record is from RefSeq and is a predicted model, not a curated record. Bases 1 to 2409 code for a protein of 802 amino acids. Lineage: Eukaryota; Fungi; Ascomycota; Sordariomycetes; Hypocreales; Clavicipitaceae.
AUGCGUGACUGGCUGAGUGGACCGAGAGCAGCAGUAACAUCGUUCACCGCCGGGGCAAUCAUGUUCUCGAUUGGAACAUAUAUAGCGACGCAUCAAGUCAUGGGAUCAACUUACAUUUGUUUUGCCCCUUUGGACAGUCGGUCUCAAACCACAUUGCUGCAGUACGUCGGCCUUGUGCUAGAUGCAACAGCUAUUGUCCAUUUGUGGCGGAUCUUGGCCUGGACAAGAAGUGUCAAGCUGCGUCUUCGGACGCUCUCCAACAUCUUGCUUACUUCAUCGCUACUACUCUUACCAGUGUGGACAUUUGCCCGACUUUUCAGCAGUGGCCCGCAAAGUAGCGUUGGCUUUGGAUUCCUGUACGGAUUUGACGUGCUGGUAGAUAGUUUCGCCUUCGCCACGCUAACCAUUGGUUUGUCAGUUUGGACCUGCGAAACCAACCCGGUCGUGUCCACCGCUGUGACCACGUUUCUCUAUGGUACAUGGCGAGCUGGUGUUAACGUCUUCAACCUGGGAGGUUGGAUGUAUCUCUCAAGAUCUGCAAGUCUUGGGCCACUCUGGCUAAUAACUUGCGGCUUGGCCAUUUUUCUUUACGCACAUGACAUACGAUCUGUCGUCUUCAUCAGACGUACAUUGUUCGUCGCUUUCAUGGCAAGCAUUCUCAUCACCGCCACCAUCUUCACAUUCGUUCGUCCGAUUAGCAGGUUUGAGAAACGGCAUCCAAUAAAUGAUCUUAUAUACGAAGCUCGCGUGAUACAUGAUCGCUGGCUUGUGAAAGCCGCUACGAGCACAACUCUGGCAACUGCUGUCAUGACAUAUGAAGAACGCCAUGGUGGCAGACCGCCACCUCCCAAAUUUGGAGAUUGGUACCAGUACGCUUCUGGUUCGGCUGUUAUAGAUGAAUUCCAGCAAAUCGACAGCGAUUUGGAUAUAUUUUGGUCCCUGUCGCCAGAAAAUCUGCGUAAACGAGUUCUAUCAGCACUAGCGAACCCUGAUGUUGGCAGUAUUAUCGUGGCAGAUGGGCAGGUUACCAUGAACAGUUCAGGAAAUCACGUCGAGAAUCUAGAUCUGAGAGAACUAGCUGAUAUGAUACAAAAGUUCUCAAGGCAUUUGCCUGACAUGGUUUUGCCUAUCAAUCUCAAUCUGGUGCCCCGCGUGCUUCCGUCAUGGACGAAUACACAACUCCACAGCCGAAGCUACUUGCAUUCUAUGGCCAAAAUAAUAUCCAAAAGAUCUCAGAAUGGUUCAGCACCCUUUGGCGAAGUGUUCGGAUCAGGAUACGCCGAGCUGAGGGAACGUGACCCCAUCCGGUACCAAACCUGGGUCAAACAUUUUCGACGAGCACAUGCCGAAGCAUGCCCUUCAACGUCCCGAGCCCAAACUAGCCCUCACUGGAACAUUGGCCGCUUUUGCGCAGGUUGCGUAAAAGAUCACUCUCGUGGUCAGUUGUUGGACAAUUGGCAAAGAUCGUUAGAUCUUUGUGCCCAGCCUGACCUCAACCAUCUCCACAGCUUUGCGAUGACGGAUCUCGGCGUCGCCCCGAUACAAGACCUCGUUCCAUUAUUUGGGCCAUCCAAGACGGGCGGGUUUCGGGAUAUUUUGAUUCCUUUAUCUCAGUCACAGCAAAAUAGACCGGAUGAUCUAGAGCCAUUUUCGAAGCGCAAGGAUACUUUAUUCUGGAGGAGUACUAUCGGCACGCAUGGUAUCAACGAGCAAUCGACACGGGGAAGCCAUAAGCUACGACUUUUGCACCUCAUCAACAAUGCGGACACCCGAGAUAGGGUAACCAUGAUUCUCCCUGUUCUUGGAGUGGAUAAUCAGUUCAGGUCAGAAUCUGUUUCCGUGCGAGAGGCUAAUCGGGACCUAUCCUUUGAUGUUAGUGCAAGUGACCUCUCUGCCUGCAAGGGUAAGAACUGCGACGCCAUUAAAAAAGCAUACGGCACAGGCGGUCAGCUGGAGGACCCCUUCAAAUAUCGCUAUGUGCUGGUGACUGACGAAGACGAUGGGCCGCCUGCCACAAUGUUGACCAUGCUACAUUCACAGUGCCUGCCUUUCAUCUCCACGAUAUUCAAGACUUGGUACACCGACAGGCUCACCCCCUGGUUGCAUUUUGUGCCCAUAGACCCUAGAUAUCAGGCUUUGCAUACGACAUUGCUCUAUUUUACGGGGACGGCCAACAAAGCUAAAAUGAAAGGGAUUAACACUUAUCUGAAAGGGCGUUCUUCUGAUGCAGAGUGGAUUGCACAACAGGGCCAACGAUGGGCAAACAAGUCGUUGGGGAAAAAAGACAUGGAGAUAUACUUGUUUAGACUACUGCUUGAGUGGGGUAGGCUUAUUGACGAUCGAAGAGAUGAAAUUGGAUAUCGAAAGAGGUCAAACGGAGAAUUCCAAGGCGAUGAGUGGACUCGUUGA